Molecule: messenger RNA, 3441 nt
Organism: Psammomys obesus (fat sand rat)
Lineage: Eukaryota; Metazoa; Chordata; Mammalia; Rodentia; Muridae
Gene: Kcns3
Product: potassium voltage-gated channel modifier subfamily S member 3
Exons: 11
Coding region: 1494-2969 (491 amino acids)
Biological process (GO): potassium ion transmembrane transport; protein homooligomerization
Cellular component (GO): voltage-gated potassium channel complex; membrane
Molecular function (GO): protein binding; voltage-gated potassium channel activity
Source: RefSeq, a predicted model, not a curated record
AGAAGCUGCCCGGAAUAAAAGGACAGGAGUUUCAAAGCAAACUGUAUUGCUUUCUGAUUGUUCCAGUCUGAAUGAGCCAGCCGGCAAUGCAGUGCCUCCAAGCCUUCAUCUGUGGAACAGACAACACCUACCUGUGGCAACAGACAAGUGACGUAUAGCAAGGGCUGUGAACUCCAUGUUCACUUCCAUUAUUAUCAGGGGACCAACAGAGCUUACUCAUAAAUGACAGAGAAUGGAAGAGCACUAGAGAAGAGGGAUGGGCUGAACAACGUGUUCUCAGACGUGCUCAGCUCAAGAAUUUGUUCCUUGGUUUUCAGAAAACAUAGAAAACCACAAGUCACAACAUUAGCUCAGGUUACCUCCAAUAGGACAGAAAGUCCAAACACCAAGAGAAGAUGCAAACGGUAAGGUAGGCUGUUCAGGGUCACCUGCGCUUGCUGGAAAAUACAGGGUGCUAUUAUGUACCUGCAACCCACGAACUGGAAUGAAUGGCUGAACUGACCCGAGCUAUUUACUGCAAGAUGGGCAGCUUCGUUUUGGGCUAAUGAUCACCAAUUUCCAAACUGAUAGAUGGUGGUUAGACAGUGUCUGUGUUGGCUAAUAUCGACCAUCAAAUGAACCAGAUCUCAAAUCAGUGAAGAGAUACAAUGUAACCUGCCACAUCAAGUUCUUGUUAUCUUGGCUUCCCUUCCACAAUGGAGUAUACCAUCAAGGUCUCUGCCCAAAUGUGACCUCUCUGGCGUCUGUUCCACCUGUCCUGAAACUUGCCCAUCACUGUGCAUAUCUUAUUCUUCAUCCUGUAUACAUUGUCCCCUCAGUGGAGUUCGUGUGGGGAUUCUGAGCCUGCCAUUCAUUGUUUGGCCUCCGAAGUGGUUUAUCCUUGAAGUCUGGGUGACUAGCUCUAUGACUGUGGCAUUCUGGAUUCCACAUGAGGUCUCUAACAUUCAACAUACAAAACUGUGGGAGACAGCUCACAUCUACACUACAGCAGUGAAGGGAAGAAAGCCAUUUCUGAUGAGUGGCCCUGAGCUUUGCUUUGCAGGUUUUGAGUCACGAACAGUCACGAAGCCCACAGACACACCACACGGCUCUUCAGUGAGGAGGAGCAUACGCUGGGUGCUUAUGUCCAGCCAUCUCUUCUGACUUGGUAGCCCUUGGGUAAAGCAGCUUUCAGUGAAUUAAAGCAGCUCACAAUCCAACUCAGGACACAGAGGCACCCCAGCUGAAGAUUCUACCACCGGCAAGCCUGUGAACUUGACAUUACAGCGUCUGCUUUGACUUGCACAACCAGGGGACCACAUUCUUCUCCAAGUCACUAAAUGCCGGUGUGUAUUCUGUACUCCAGCAAGAGAAGAAGGGAGGAGCUUCUUGGAUGACAAUGGAUGUUGCACUGUGCAGGAUGAGGGCAGAGUGUGUGACAUCACCACCACGAGGGUUCAGCGUGAUCUUCUGUGUCUCACUUCCCAGCCAGCAUUCUGCCUUCUCAAUCCAUCAUGGUGUUUGGUGAGUUUUUCCAUCGCCCUGGACAAGACGAGGAACUUGUCAACUUGAAUGUGGGGGGCUUUAAGCAGUCUGUGGACCAGAGUACGCUCCUGCGGUUCCCUCACACAAGACUAGGGAAGCUGCUCACCUGCCACUCCGAAGAGGCCAUUCUGGAGUUGUGUGAUGACUACAGCGUGGCGGAUAAAGAGUACUACUUUGAUCGGAACCCCUCCCUCUUCCGAUACGUCCUGAACUUUUAUUACACAGGGAAGCUGCACGUCAUGGAGGAACUAUGUGUGUUCUCCUUCUGCCAGGAGAUCGAGUACUGGGGCAUCAAUGAGCUCUUCAUCGACUCCUGCUGCAGUGGUCGGUACCAGGAGCGCAAGGAGGAGAGCCACGAGAAGGACUGGGACCAGAAGAGCAAUGAUGUGAGCACAGACUCUUCCUUUGAGGAAUCCUCUCUGUUUGAGAAAGAGCUGGAAAAGUUUGAUGAGCUGAGAUUCGGUCAGCUCCGAAAGAAAAUCUGGAUUCGAAUGGAGAACCCAGCUUAUUGCCUGUCAGCCAAGCUCAUCGCCAUUUCCUCCUUGAGCGUGGUGCUGGCCUCCAUCGUGGCCAUGUGUGUGCACAGCAUGUUGGAAUUCCAGAACGAGGAUGGAGAAGUGGAUGACCCUGUGCUGGAAGGUGUGGAGAUUGCGUGCAUUGCCUGGUUCACCGGCGAGCUGGCCAUCCGCCUGGUUGCUGCUCCCUCACAAAAGAAGUUCUGGAAAAACCCUCUGAACAUCAUUGACUUUGUCUCCAUCAUUCCCUUCUAUGCCACGCUGGCUGUGGACACCAAGGAAGAAGAGAGUGAGGACAUUGAGAAUAUGGGCAAGGUGGUCCAGAUCCUUCGGCUCAUGAGGAUUUUCCGAAUUCUGAAGCUUGCCCGGCACUCUGUAGGCCUUCGGUCUCUUGGGGCCACACUGAGGCACAGUUACCAUGAAGUGGGGCUGCUGCUUCUCUUCCUUUCUGUGGGUAUCUCCAUCUUCUCUGUGCUUAUCUACUCUGUGGAGAAAGAUGAACUCGCCUCCAGUCUCACUAGCAUCCCCAUCUGCUGGUGGUGGGCCACUAUUAGUAUGACCACCGUGGGCUACGGAGACACGCACCCGGUCACCUUAGCCGGGAAGAUCAUUGCAAGCACAUGCAUUAUCUGUGGUAUUUUGGUGGUAGCCCUUCCCAUCACCAUCAUCUUCAACAAGUUUUCCAAGUACUACCAGAAGCAGAAGGACAUGGACGUGGACCAGUGCAGUGAGGACCCACCAGAGAAGUGCCAUGAGCUCCCUUACUUUAACAUUAGGGAUGUUUACGCACAGCAGGUACAUGCCUUCAUUACCAGCCUGUCUUCCAUCGGCAUCGUGGUCAGUGACCCUGACUCCACAGAUGCUUCGAGCGUCGAGGACAAUGAGGAUGUUUACAACACUGCAUCCCUGGAGAACUGCACUGCAAAAUGAGCAGGGGGCAUUUGCACAGAUAUCUUGUGUCCCUUAACAUUAGGUUAACACAGCUUUAUAAACCUCAAUGGGUUUGUUCAAAGAAAUCAUUUAAUUCUCAGGGUGUACCUUUUAGCCAUAGUUGGACAUUCAUUGCUGAAUUCUGAAAUGAUAGAAUUAUCUUUAUUUUUUCAGUGAGGUCAAUUAAAUGCCUUGUCCUGAAAUUUAUUUUUUACAAGAGAGAGUUUUAAUAUGGUAUUCUGGGAAAAAAGUAAAUGAUAUCGGGAAGGAUUUAUUGCUCUGGCUUACGCAUCAUUCUGUAUUUGCCAUUCACUCACAUUGAGCUAACUAUAAAUUCCUGAUGAUCGAGCAGAGGCCCAGCUGACUGAAGAUGACAUGCAUGUGAGAGCUACAACAUGAGACAAUGCAUGUAAAUCCAUGUUCAUGUUUCAGACAUGGGAAUUAGGAGCCCAAUAAACUUCUAAUUCAGUAU